Brettanomyces nanus is the source of this 3543-nucleotide messenger RNA. RefSeq lists its product as uncharacterized. Lineage: Eukaryota; Fungi; Ascomycota; Pichiomycetes; Pichiales; Pichiaceae. The transcript has a single exon. Gene Ontology annotation, cellular component: cytoplasm. The record is from RefSeq and is a predicted model, not a curated record. Gene Ontology annotation, biological process: pyruvate metabolic process; gluconeogenesis. Gene Ontology annotation, molecular function: metal ion binding; pyruvate carboxylase activity; ATP binding. Bases 1 to 3543 code for a protein of 1180 amino acids.
AUGUCUGUUUCAGAGUAUCCUUCUCUCAAGAAGCUCAGAAAUGAAUCUGUGAUCUUGCCCAAUGCCAACAAAAUCCUUGUGGCUAACAGAGGUGAGAUUCCUAUCCGUAUAUUUAGAAGUGCCCAUGAAUUGAGUAUGCAUACGGUGGCUGUCUACUCUUACGAGGAUAGAUUGUCGAUGCAUCGCUUCAAGGCUGAUGAGGCUUAUCAAAUUGGUAAGAAGGGCCAAUAUUCUCCUGUUCAGGCCUAUUUGCAGAUGGAUGAGAUCAUCAAGAUUGCUAAAGAGCAUGGUGUUUCUAUGAUUCAUCCUGGUUAUGGCUUUCUUUCCGAGAACGCACAAUUUGCCGCCAAGGUUGAGGCUGCCGGACUCAUUUGGGUCGGUCCUUCUGCCAAGGUGAUUGAUGACCUUGGUGACAAGGUUAGUGCCCGUAUUCUUGCUGCUAAGUGCGGUGUUCCAACUGUUCCCGGUACUCCGGGCCCUGUUGAUGACAUCAGUCAGGCAAAGGAGUUUGUGAAACAAUAUGGCUACCCUGUUAUUAUUAAGGCUGCCUUUGGGGGUGGUGGAAGAGGUAUGAGGGUGGUUAAAGAAGGUGAUGAUAUUGCAGAUGCUUUCCACAGAGCCUCCUCUGAGGCUAAGUCUGCCUUUGGUAAUGGUACCUGUUUCUUGGAGAGAUUCCUUGACCAUCCAAAGCAUAUUGAAGUUCAACUUUUGGCAGAUAAUUAUGGUAAUACCGUCCAUUUGUUUGAGAGAGACUGCUCGGUGCAGAGACGUCACCAGAAGGUGGUGGAGAUGGCUCCUUCCAAGACGUUACCUGAUGAGGUGAGAAAUGCGAUUCUUGCCGAUGCUGUCAAAUUGGCUAAGGUUGCCAACUACAGAAAUGCCGGUACAGCCGAGUUUCUUGUUGAUAGGAAGGGCAACCAUUAUUUCAUCGAGGUCAAUCCUCGUGUCCAGGUCGAGCAUACCAUUAGUGAGGAGAUCACUGGAGUUGACAUUGUUUCCGCUCAGAUUCAAAUUGCUGCUGGUGCUUCUUUGGAGAAGUUGGGUCUAUUGCAGGACAAGAUUACUACUCGUGGCUUUGCCAUUCAAUGUCGUAUAACUACCGAGGACCCUGCAAAGAAUUUUCAGCCUGAUACAGGUAAAAUCGACGUCUACAGGUCAGCUGGUGGUAACGGUAUCCGUCUUGACGGUGGUAACGGGUUUGCUGGCUCUGUUAUUUCGCCUCAUUACGAUUCAUUGUUGGUCAAAUGUACCGCUCAUGCCUCCAACUUUGAGGUCACCAGAAGAAAGAUGGUGAGAGCUCUUAUUGAGUUCCGUAUUCGUGGUGUUAAGACAAACAUUCCUUUCCUCAUUGCUUUGCUUACGCAUCCUGUGUUCAAGUCCGGUGAUUGUUGGACCACUUUCAUCGAUGAUACUCCUUCGUUGUUUGACAUGAUCUCUUCAAGAAACAGAGCCCAAAAAUUGUUAGCUUAUAUGGGAGAGUUGUGUGUCAAUGGUUCCACUAUUAAAGGGCAAGUUGGUGUUCCACGCUUGCAAACUGAUGCCAAGGUUCCUGAUUUCCAUGAUCCAAAAACGGGUGAGCUUGUUGAUGUUUCUACUCCUGUCCCAUCUGGAUGGCGUAACGUUCUUCUUGAAGAAGGACCGGAAGCUUUUGCUAAAAAGGUCAGAUCCCAUAAAGGUUCUCUUAUCAUGGAUACCACUUGGAGAGAUGCUCAUCAGUCUUUGUUGGCUACUCGUGUCCGUACCAUUGAUAUCCUCAAUAUUGCUCCAACCACGGCUCAUGCAUUUUCCGGUGCGUUCGCCCUUGAAUGUUGGGGUGGUGCCACUUUCGAUGUCGCUAUGAGAUUCCUCCACGAGGACCCAUGGGACAGAUUAAGGAAGAUGCGUGCUGCUGUGCCAAAUAUCCCAUUCCAGAUGUUACUUCGUGGUGCCAACGGUGUUGCUUACUCUUCUUUACCUGACAAUGCCAUCGAUCACUUUGUUAAGCAGGCCAAAGACAAUGGUGUUGAUAUUUUCCGUGUCUUUGAUGCUUUGAAUGAUUUGGAGCAAUUGAAAGUUGGUGUUGAUGCUGUUAAGAAGGCGGGUGGUGUCGUUGAGGCCACUGUUUGUUAUUCUGGUGACAUGUUGCAGCCCGGAAAGAAGUACAACUUGAAUUAUUACUUGGAGACUGUUGGUAAAAUUGUCGAGAUGGGUACACAUUUCCUUGGAAUCAAGGAUAUGGCUGGUACUAUGAAACCGGCUGCCGCCAGGUUACUCAUUGGCGCUAUCAGAAAAGCUUAUCCAGACUUGCCAAUUCAUCUUCACACGCACGACUCUGCAGGUACAGGUGUUUCCACCUAUGUUGCUGCUGCAGAUGCUGGUGUUGAUGUUGUUGACUGUGCCAUUAAUUCUAUGUCUGGUUUGACUUCUCAGCCAUCUUUGUCUGCAUUCAUUGCAGCUGUUGAUGGUUCGUUCGAGCCAGGCAUUCCAGAAUCUGCCGCUCGUGAAUUGGACGCUUACUGGGCCGAGAUGCGUUUACUUUAUUCGUGCUUCGGUACGGACUUAAAGGGUCCAGAUCCAGAGGUUUACCAGACGGAAAUCCCAGGUGGUCAAUUGACCAACUUGGUCUUCCAGGCUCAACAGGUUGGAUUGGGCGAGCAGUGGGCUGAGACCAAGAAGGCCUACGUUGCUGCCAACCAAUUGCUUGGCGAUAUUGUCAAGGUGACUCCAACUUCCAAGGUGGUUGGAGACUUGGCUCAGUUUAUGGUUUCCAACAAGUUGUCUUCCAAGGAUGUUGAGAAAUUGGCUUCAGAGUUGGACUUCCCAGACUCUGUGCUAGACUUUUUCGAGGGAUUGAUGGGCACACCAUAUGGAGGAUUCCCAGAACCAUUGAGAACCAAUGUCAUUAAAGGUAAGAGAAGAAAGCUUACACAUAGACCAGGUUUGGAGCUGGAACCAUUCGACCUACAAAGAGUCAGAAAUGACUUGCGUGCACGAUUUGGCCCAGAUAUCACUGAGUGUGAUGUCGCCUCUUACAACAUGUAUCCACGUGUUUAUGAGGACUUCAAGGCAGUUCAAGAGAAGUAUGAUGACUUGUCAGUGUUACCAACCAGAGCUUUCCUUGCUGCACCAAAGAUCGGUGAGGAAAUUCAGGUUAACAUUGAGCAGGGAAAGACGUUGAUUCUUAAAGUUGCAGCCAUUGGUAACUUGAAUGAGGAGACUGGUACUCGCGAGGUUUACUUUGAAUUGAACGGUGAGAUGAGAAAAGUCUCCGUUGAUGAUAAAAACGCCUCUGUCGAUAAGGUUACCAAGGCCAAAGCUGAUGCACACAACCCUAACGAGAUUGGUUCUCCAAUGGCCGGUGUUAUCGUCGAGGUUAAGACGCAUACAGGUGCCGAUGUUAAGAAGGGCGACCCAUUGUGUGUUUUAAGCGCCAUGAAGAUGGAGAUGGUGAUUAGUGCCCCAAUUACCGGUAGGGUGGCGGACGUCUUGAUUGAAAAGAACGAGAACGUUGACGGUGGUGACUUGUUGGUGAAGUUGACUCAACCUGAAGAGAAGAAGGAUUGA